UGGGGCGAGGCUGGCGCCCCUGCCCUGCCUCCUCCGCCUCCUCCUCCCUUCCGGGCUCUUCUUGGUGCUGGGAGCUCGAGGGAAGCUGGCCCCCAGCCCCGGAGUCCAGCCGAGGGAUGCCGUCGGGGACCAAGUGAGGGGAGCCCGUUUUGGCUGCUCUGUGGGCGCCUGGGAGGCAUGGCAGACCCGGAGGCAGCUGGACAGACACAGAGUAUGGGACCUCUGCACCGAACAAAAGUGGAUGUUCCCGACUAUGUUCUUUACACCGUAGGCUCUUGUGUUCUUGUAAUCGGCUCUAUUGGGAUUACAGGGAACCUUCUUGUCCUUUAUGCAUUUUGCAGGUUGGAAGCUUCAGCUGGAUGUUUAUUCUUCCUAGGUUCCUAUAUACCAGAGGGUUUGAUGAUAUCCUGCACAUGGGACUAUGUGACCUAUUCCCCAGCAAACAGAAGCUAUACCAUGAUGCUAUGUUGCUGUGUGUUCUUUAUCCCUCUCAUCAUCAUCUUUCACUGCUAUAUAUUUAUGUUUCUGGCCAUACGAACUACUGGCAGGAAUGUUCAGAAAUUAGGAUCAACCUAUAACCGAAAAUCCUCUGUCUCACAUUCCAUGAAGAGUGAAUGGAAGCUGGCAAAAAUUGCCUUUGUGGCAAUUGUGGUGUUUGUCCUGUCCUGGUCUCCAUAUGCUUGUGUUACUCUAAUUGCAUGGGCAGGAUAUGCCAGGACCUUAACUCCAUAUUCUAAGUCUGUGCCUGCUGUUAUUGCCAAAGCGUCUGCAAUCUACAAUCCCAUAAUCUAUGCAAUCAUUCACCCAAGAUACAGAAGAACCAUUAGAAGUGCUGUUCCUUGCUUGAGAUUUCUUAUACGGAUAUCCAAAAGUGAUCUUUCAACAAGUUCUAUAAAUGAUUCGUCAUUCCGGGCUUCUGUGUCCAGCCGUCACUCUUUCACUUCCAGGAACAAGAACAGUUGUAUUUCCUCCAUUUCUGCUGCUGAAGCAACUUGGAGUGAUGUAGAGCUUGAUCCUGUGGAGUCAGGGCACAAGAAGCUGCAAGCCUACCGAAGUAAUUCUUUUUCAGCAACAGCAGCAGCAGAAGAGAGUGGGUUGCUUCUCAAGGCCCAUAGCUGCAGUGUUCCCACAGAACAAAAGGUGGCUCUAUCCUCUAUCAGUCUAGAGGAACCACAUGCACAAUCCUUUGGAGGGAACAUCUCAGAACUGCUGCUCUUAAGUAGUUCUUUGAAAACAUCUUCUCUUCCGUUUGGCUUGAAUAGUAGCAGCACAGGAGGAAGUACAGAUACUUCUCAAGUGGAAGUUCAAGAAAGCCAAAUAAAUGGAAGCCUUGACUCUUUUACAAGCCCUAACCUUCCACAAAUUGUUAUAAUUCCGACCUCAGAGACCACUCUAUCUGAGGGGCAACGGGAACCAGAAAAUGGACAAGAGGAAAAUACAGAUUUAUUCUUUUCUCAAAGAAAGAAUCACCUGUUGGAUAUAGGAAGGCCUAGUUCCUCUACUGAACUCCUUGAAGUAAUUGAGAAGCUUCUGUCAUAAAUAUAGAAGAGGGGGAUUGUCUGAUCUCUUGGCUGCUUCUUUGCAUUAAUAUACCAAAAAUAAACUAAAAGAGCUUUGUAGAUUAAACAGAGAACUUUUUAUAUAUUAUUUUUUAAAUGCAAUCUUUAGUGCAUUCCUGAAUUUUAUGCAUUUUGUGGGAGUAAACUACAGUGAUAGAUGCUGAAGGCCUGAAGUAUACAUAGCUUAAGUAACAAGUGUUUGCCACUCAGACCACUAGUAUCUCACAGCAUAUGUACCUGGAAUAGAUCUGUCAGUCUUUGAUACCUUCAUGAACACUGCCAUUCAGGAAUGCCAAACAAACAUAUACCCUGCCAUAUCUACAAAUCUAGGAUUAAUUAAUUCAUGAAAGAAGUCUGGAAAUGUACCUAGCUCCACAUCUCUUGAUGUACUGUUUCCAGUAGUUGAUCCAUUAAGCGUAGUCUGAUAGAUUUGCUGUCAGUAAGGAAAAGGACAAAACUGUAUACAGGCAAUAUAUAGUUCAGCACCUUGUAGGUCCAUACAUGUAUUUAAAAAUCACUGGUGAGUACCCAGCUUGUUGGGGCAAUUGGCUUACACAUUGUAAACUGCUUAGGUAGUGCUAGUUCACUAAUAAGCUGUAUAGAAAUGUACUUGCUAUUGGUGCUUAAACACUUCUUUUUUCUUUGGCAGAAGCUAAAUAAAGAGAUAAGGGAAAGUAAGACCAUUGAGGAAAACUAUUGCAGUCACCAGCUCCAUAAUUUCCCAAUAGCAUACUAACAGUAGCAGGGGGGAAAUACCUCUGCUUGUGGUUAACAGUAUGUGGCAAUAGUAAUGAAUGGACUAUUGAUUUUUCACAUUAGU
This is a messenger RNA of Sceloporus undulatus (fence lizard), 2379 nucleotides long. Its product is annotated as melanopsin-like. The coding region runs from base 178 to 1539 and encodes 453 amino acids. NCBI's taxonomy places the organism in Eukaryota, Metazoa, Chordata, Lepidosauria, Squamata, Phrynosomatidae. The record is from RefSeq and is a predicted model, not a curated record. Gene Ontology annotation, cellular component: membrane. Gene Ontology annotation, molecular function: G protein-coupled receptor activity. The transcript is spliced from 9 exons. Gene Ontology annotation, biological process: G protein-coupled receptor signaling pathway.